Molecule: messenger RNA, 180 nt
Organism: Puccinia triticina
Lineage: Eukaryota; Fungi; Basidiomycota; Pucciniomycetes; Pucciniales; Pucciniaceae
Exons: 2
Coding region: 1-180 (59 amino acids)
Source: RefSeq, a predicted model, not a curated record
AUGGCCUCAUUAGGAGGUCAAUGGUCAAUCACUCAGGAGCGUAUCAAUCAACAACUAUCGGAUAUCCAACAAGGGUCAGUUGUACCCGAUCAGAUACCUGACCCGAUAGCCGAUCGGGUAUCCGGUUAUGUCUCUCAGACGGGUCUGCAAGUCGGCGGGUCAACCCGAGCUUCAGAAUAG